Messenger RNA from Drosophila mauritiana, 2223 nucleotides. RefSeq lists its product as uncharacterized. The transcript has 5 exons. Gene Ontology annotation, molecular function: protein binding. The record is from RefSeq and is a predicted model, not a curated record. Lineage: Eukaryota; Metazoa; Arthropoda; Insecta; Diptera; Drosophilidae. Gene Ontology annotation, cellular component: membrane. The coding region runs from base 281 to 1969 and encodes 562 amino acids.
CGAUCCAGACGCACACGCAGCGCACAUCAAACGGUUUAGAUUGAUGGAUGUAAAUGGAUAAGAUCCUCGUUUGGACCAGAACUAGAUCGGAAUAGUAAAAAGUUAAGUGUAAUGCGAAUUAAUAGUUCAAGGUCCUACAAUUAGUGAACAGAGUAGGGCAAAAGUGAUUAAGGUUUUUGGAGUAUUACAAGAAUUUGAGAUCAGUAAUCAUUGAUGGAUAUGGGAAUCGCGGAAUAAAGUGAAUUCAGCUGUAAAAAGAAGUGAAAAUAAAACAACAAAUAUGAUAAGAAAAAAGUUAUUCGUAAAGCUGUUCCUCCUGCUUGCAAUUGUUUUACCAUUGGGAUCAGGACAAAACAGCACCCUGAAGAUCAAUACAAACGUGAAAGACAUCGAAGCUGGGGCCGUGGCCUUGCCCUCCAUCCAGGGACCCGGGAACAUCUGCAUCCGCGAGGAGCCAUAUGUGGAGCAUGUCCAGGUGCCGGAGAUGCAGCCGGUGCGUGUGCGGACCUCAAGUUGGUGCAUGGAGAUCCCGCCGCGGUGCGCCACCUUCAAGACGGAAAUGCGCGAGGUGAUGAGGGUCCAGAAAUUGAACAAAACGCGAACAGUUCGCUUCUGCUGCCAAGGAUACGAGGGAAAUCUGUCGGAUAGUCAAGCCACAUGCAAGCCCAUUUGCAGGGGCGGUUGUGGGCGUGGCAGUUGCGUAAUGCCUGAUAUUUGCAGCUGCGAGGAGGGCUAUAUUGGCAAGCAUUGCACACAGCGAUGUGAUCACGAUCGCUGGGGACUGGACUGCAAGAAUCCAUGCCAAUGUCAAAAUGGAGCAGCCUGCGACAAUAAAUCGGGACUUUGUCACUGCCUUGCCGGUUGGACAGGACAAUUUUGCGAGCUGCCUUGUCCUCAGGGAACUUACGGCAUCAUGUGCCGCAAGGCCUGCGACUGCGAUGAGAAGCCUUGCAAUUCACAAACGGGUGCGUGCAUCCAGCAGGAUCAACCUCUACAACUGAAUGUCAGCCACGUCAUUGUGGAGACUGUGAACUCCACGCUGGAGAAAAUGGGCAUUAUUCCGCGUCCCACCACGCCCGUUCCACUGCCGGAGGUCAUUGUAAUUAAGCAACCGGCCAGCAAUGAAAAUGCCCAACACUCGCCGAAGAUCAUUGUCCACCAAUCGAGCAGUGACCUGCUCGAGAACCUCCAUACGGCUGCAGCCGCCGGUGUUCCCACUCCGGAGGUAAUCCACGUCAUCACCAAUGGCAUCACCUCGCCACAGGAGCAUCUGGCCGGAUUCGUUGGAGGUGAGGCCAACACGGGGACAGCUGAUCAUCAGUCCGGCUUGGUAAUCACACUGGUCAGCAUAAUGCUCCUCCUGCUGGUCGCUAUUGCGGUGGGUUCACUGUACGUGUACCGGAGGUAUCACCACAAGAACUCCGCCGUAUACAAUGCCAACGGAACGGUGACCACGCUGCCAGCAAAUCCGGAUGUGGUUCUUACCGAAGCCGCGGCCCUGGGAAAAAACUUCCACGAACCACUGCCCGAACCGCCCGUGGUCUUUGCUCUCACGCCCCAAUCAAACGAGGCACAACCAGAGGUAUAUGACAGUCCCAGCAACAACUCCUCAAUUAAAACCCCGCCCUAUGCCUAUGCCAGGAAGGAGUCACUCUACUCGGUGGUUUCGCCCAAAUCUCGAAAGGGAAGCCUGGACUCGCACCUGUACGACGAGAUCCGCUACCACCAACAGCACCACCAUCAGCAGCACCAUCCACGGAGCCAUCAGCAUGUUCAGCACUCCACCACCGCCUCCCAGUUUUUGCCGGCGAGACCACAGAUCAUGCCCGUGAACGAUCAGUUCUCCAAUGGAAGUGUUCAUCCACAUCAGCGGUCGCAUCAUGUCACCCACUUGAUAAUUCCGCCACAGAACUCCAACUUCUUGCAGGUUCCUGCCCAAAUCACAGCCAAAAGAGUUGCCCACCUGUAAAUUGUAUUGCUCACACAAAGGAUUUUUCGCAGCAUAUGAAAAUGUGUCAGGCCUUUGGUAACUUUUAAAUAUUGUACAAAUCUGUAUUAAUUUAAACUUGAAAUGUGCCCUUCCAACAUACACCAGGUAAUCUUUAACCAUAUUCAUCCAAUAAUAUGUACCAAAAGUCACAUUUAAAGUCUGCGAGUUUUCACAACUAUACUUAUUUUUAUAACAUAUUUAGAUUAAUAAUAAAUGAAUGUACCAAAUGUUAA